CUUGCCGCCAUGCUUCAACUCAUCAACUGUUUACUCGAGAGGAGACGAAGACCAAGAAUUCCUUCAUCCAGAGGAGCAAAAGGCGAUGUUGAAGAUUUGUUUAAAGAAUUCAUUAACAAUGGAAAAUCCAAGACCUCAAUCGAAGGACAAUGUGAAGAAUCUGAACGAGAAACCGCGUAAUUCGCUCAUUGAUCGAAGGCAUCGGCUUCUUUCUGGCCCUCGAACUGCCUUCUUCUAAAACAAACGCUUUAUCAUGAAAGCGCCAUUUCAACAGCUUCAUAUUUGAAUAUACAAACCCUUGAUAUUGGUCAUUUUCAUGUCGUCAUCACGAUCUGGCUCUAUCUCGCUUGGGGAAGUUCUCAACUCCUUGUCACUAUUGUGGAGACAUGUUCAAUCAUAAUUUUUGGUUGAAUAAUUGCUCCUUUUUGUGUUUGUGAUAUUCGACUUGUAGUCUCAAGUGCUGAUAUUCUUCUUAGGAUAUUAGAGUCUGGCUUGAAGGGUUUCCAAUUAUUCUUCUGGGUAGAAAGAGUUGAAGCAUCUUGGAAAGGAUGAUUAUUUCUUACGAUAUGUGCUCUUCAAGAAAAGUUUUGGGGUUCUCAGAAGAGCAAACUGAAUACCCUACCCCAAAUUUAUGAAAUUUCAAAGGGUAGCCUCCGCAAAUGAUCCUUUUUAAGCCCUUUUUUUAUAUGUAGAACUUAGGCUUCUUUCUGUCUCAAAAAGAUUCAAACAUUGGAGUAAAUAUAUUAUCAUAAAGAUGGAAGGAAGGAGUGUAUCAGAAUUAUAUAGAAACGCAAGUGAGGAGCUAUUUCUUAAAUCAUGGGUGGAAAACUCGAUCGGAAUGUCAACACCAACCAUGGAGAUGAUGGGAUUUAAAAAUCUUUCUCAGAGCUUCCGUACAGAUAGUGAGGAACUUUUCAAAAGCUGGCUAACAAAUGGAGAGAAUGUCAACAACUUAUCAGGCCCCCCUUAUCGCACUCGACAGGCAUCAAGAAGGAUUUCAUCUGAGAUUGUUGAUCUGUCUAGUCCUCAGUAUGUGGGAAAGCAUCAGAAGAGAAUAAGCAAUGAAGGUGCAUCCACGGUUGAUGAAGUCCCAGGAGUUCAUCAACAAGCGUUCAGGAAUGUUGUGGAAAGUGAAGUGCAAGGUAGUAACCUAUAUCUUGCUAAGGCAUGGUUCCAUAGUUCUCAACCCAUGACAAGAAGUCGAUCAUCUGAGCUAAGGAGGAGGUAUGCUGCAAUGCAAAACAAUCAAACCUUAUUUGGUAUGGAGUCCAUGUAUGACUUGUCUGGGCAUGGAGUCAAUGCCAUGAAACUAGAUAUUACAAAUUCGCUGAGCUUCAAUGACCUUUCUACUUGUGAGAUUCCAAACCAGCCUGCAACAUUUGUAUCCCCAUCCAAUUCAUCGUCAUCAAUAUUCAAUGCAUCUAACAUGUAUGAUGUAGAUAAAAUUUCUUCUGUUGUGAAUAUGCUAAAGGGCACAUUAGAACGGAAGAAGCUAAAUAACCAGAUUGAUAAAGAGGCGCUGGAGGAUAGUUCAAACGCACAUUUUUGUGCUCAAGAAACUAUUGGCAACCCUAGUUUCAAUAGAAGUAGUGACAAUUAUAUACAUCAAAUACCAAACUGUCUUCAUGAAUUCUCUUCUGUUCAAGUCAAGGAUAAUAGAUCAGUAGAUCUUGGUUUUGAAGCUUUUGUAAAUCCUGUAAAUCCCAUCCAGUCAGGCAGAGUUUCUCAAGAACCUUCUCAAAGUGAAUCUUCUGCAGCAGCAGCAGUAGUUUCAUCUGGAUUUGAACCAUGUGAUGGUCCUAGCAAUUCAACUCAAACUCAUAGCAACGGUGAGAGCUCAAGGAAACAAGUUGCAGGCAGUCGAGGUUUAGAAAAUGGAUCUCGAUCUAAAGAUUUCAGAGAGAGAAUAAUAGACAACCUAAAAGAUGAUAGAAAGAGGGGGAGUCUAGUUCGUUAUGGGUCCGUAACAUCAGCUGCUUCAGUGGACAAAGGGGAUCCCACAAAGAAACGCCGGGUGGAGCGAUCACGAAAAAUGGCAGAGGCGAAGGAAAGAAAUAUGACACCAACUAUUCCGUCAGAUAUGCAAUCAGUUCUGAAGCGGUGUGAGACUCUUGAGAAGGAAGUGCGAUCAUUAAAACUCAAUUUGUCCUUUAUGAAUAGGAAGGAUUCUGAGCAGACUAAGCAGAUAGAGGAUCUUCAGAAGCAGAAUGAGGAUUUGGCAGAUGAAAAAGAACGCCUACUUGAAGAGAUUGAGAGGAUUCUUUCAGAAUCUGGAAGAAUGUAAGAAUUCAUAUCGACACUUUAUGGGAUUGAGACCCUUAUGUUAAUCAAAUUAUGUUAAGGCUACGCUUAACUAUAAGCAAAACUUCAGGAAGGGUCUAACAAUUAAUUGCAUUAGUAGUUUUGGGACAUAACAACUCCUUGUACUUGUAACUCUCAAAAACUUCACAAACAUAGUAAAUUGGUUAUUUGAUA
Molecule: messenger RNA, 2475 nt
Organism: Benincasa hispida (wax gourd)
Lineage: Eukaryota; Viridiplantae; Streptophyta; Magnoliopsida; Cucurbitales; Cucurbitaceae
Product: protein CYCLOPS-like
Biological process (GO): arbuscular mycorrhizal association
Cellular component (GO): nucleus
Molecular function (GO): sequence-specific DNA binding
Source: RefSeq, a predicted model, not a curated record